This is a messenger RNA of Physeter macrocephalus (sperm whale), 4224 nucleotides long. It is a transcript of the gene PTPDC1, whose product is annotated as protein tyrosine phosphatase domain containing 1. Bases 349 to 2856 code for a protein of 835 amino acids. The record is from RefSeq and is a predicted model, not a curated record. Gene Ontology annotation, cellular component: cytoplasm. The transcript is spliced from 12 exons. Gene Ontology annotation, biological process: cilium assembly; protein dephosphorylation. NCBI's taxonomy places the organism in Eukaryota, Metazoa, Chordata, Mammalia, Artiodactyla, Physeteridae. Gene Ontology annotation, molecular function: protein tyrosine/serine/threonine phosphatase activity; protein tyrosine phosphatase activity.
GGGGACCGCAGAGGCAGACCGGGGACCGCAGAGGCAGACCAGACCGGGGACCGCAGAGGCAGAGUUGCCUCAUCCCCGAGCGCCCAGCGGCGCUGCUAGGACUCUGGAUGAGGAGUCGGGGAAGAGGUGCGCGACUUGCAGCUAACGUAGCUGUGCCUGCGACUCCAGCACCGUCCUAAACGUCUGGAUCAGCACAUGACUACCAUGGCUGCGGGAGUCUUGCCUCAAAAUGAACAACCAUAUUCUACUUUGGUGAAUAACAGUGGGUAUCCUGCAAACAUGAAAGAUCUGAGUGGGAAUCAGUAGUUUCUUUGUUUGUCACUAUGGAAACAAGUCAGCCUAUCCUGAAUGGUGGUUAGAUCACGCAGAGUGAUGCUCAUGUCUCAGUGUAACUUCAUCAUGGAGCAGACUGGCGCUGACAUCUCGCCUCCAGCUCUUCCCUCCUGGAAGCCCAGCGCCAUGCAGGAUCCACCCCGGAGGCUUUCUGCUGUGCCAUUCCUCAGCUCCUUUUUCCAGGGCCGACGACACUCUGCCUCCGACCCCAUCCUGCGACUGCAGCAGGGGCGGCGCAGCUCCACUGCCAAGAUGCUCUCCUCAUCCUCUCUCCAGGUGAUGGUGGCCAUGUCCUCAGUCAGCUGUGCUGAGAGAAACCCAACUUGCCCCGAGAGAAAAAGAAAUUCAGGACGUCCAACACCAAAGUAUACAAAAGUUGGAGAGCGUUUACGGCAUGUCAUUCCUGGACAUAUGGCCUGUUCCAUGGCAUGUGGUGGCAAAGCUUGCAAGUAUGAAAAUGCAGCCCGCUGGAGUGAACAGGAGCAAGCUAUUAAGGGGGUCUACUCGUCCUGGGUCACUGAUAAUAUCCUGGCCAUGGCACGCCCAUCCACUGAGCUCCUCAAGAAGUACUGCAUCAUUGAGCAGUUCCGAAGCCAUGGCAUAAAAAGUAUCAUCAACCUGCAGCGUCCUGGUGAGCAUGCCAGCUGUGGGAACCCUCUGGAACAAGAAAGUGGCUUCACAUACCUUCCUGAAGCUUUCAUGGAGUCUGGCAUUUACUUCUACAAUUUUGGAUGGAAGGAUUAUGGUGUAGCAUCCCUUACCACCAUCUUAGAUAUGGUGAAGGUGAUGACAUUUGCCUUACAAGAAGGAAAAGUAGCUAUCCAUUGUCAUGCAGGGCUUGGUCGAACAGGUGUUUUAAUAGCAUGUUACUUAGUUUUUGCAACAAGAAUGACUGCUGACCAAGCAAUUAUAUUUGUUCGGGCAAAGCGACCUAAUUCCAUACAAACCCGAGGACAGCUACUAUGUGUAAGGGAAUUUACUCAGUUUCUGAUUCCUCUUCGCAAUAUAUUCUCUUGCUGUGACCCCAAGGCACAUGCUGUCACCUUAGCACAGUAUCUCAUUCGUCAGCGGCAUCUGCUUCAUGGCUAUGAGGCACGACUUCUGAAACAUGUACCCAAAAUUAUCCAUCUCGUUUGCAAAUUGUUGCUGGACUUAGCUGAGAACAGGCCAGUAGUGACGGAAGAAGUGGCAGAAGUACCUGGCCUCUCUGCUGAAAUUGAAAAGACUGUUUCUGAGAUGGUCACAAUGCAGCUGGAUAAAGAGUUACUGAGACAUGACAGUGAUGCAUCGGACUCUUUCACCCCCAAUGCAGUGGUGGCAGAUUUUGAGAAUCAGGAUGUGAUUCUUUCCAGUGAGCAAGAGUUUGACCCUCUUUGGAAGAGGCGGAAUGUUGAGUGCCUUCAGCCCCUGACUCAUCUGAAAAGGCAGCUCAGCUACAGUGACUCGGACUUAAUGAGAGCCAAGUCACUUCUGGAGCAAGGGAGGACUCCGUGGGCACUGCCUGCCCAGGCCUUGCUUUGCCAUAACCCCAGACAGCAGAAGCACAUAAGCCAUUGUUACUCCCCACAGUCUCCACAGCUAGAUUUAAAUAAGGAAACGCUGGUCCGCAAUGCAUUUUCUUUCUGGAAUCACGCUAAAUUUGGAGGCCUGGAAGGACUCAAAGAUGACAGGUCAUCAAUUUUCCAUAGGACGAACAUUCCAAAGGAAGUACAGCGAAGUAGAACCUUCUCUUCCGGUAUUUCAGGUUCAUACAACCCUGGGGAACCAGUUACACCAAAUUUUGCACAUAUCCCUAAGGAACUAAACUGUUCUCACCAGCAAGUGUCCCACUGUGAGUGUGAAACUCGUGGUGGUUGUGGCCCAAGCUCUGUUGCGGAGGACAGUGAGACUUACCGCCGCCCCGUGGACUCUGCGUCCAGUCCCAAAGCACAGUUCUUGGUUGGACCUGAAACCCGGGAUAGCAAAUAUCUGUCUGAAGUUGCUCCAUACACGGCUUUACAGUCUGACUUGAGUGUUGAAGCAAGGAGAAUACUGGCAGCCAAAGCCCUGGCAAAUUUAAAUGAGAUUGCAGAAACGGAGGAAGUGAAAAAGAAGGUAGAAAUGUGGCAGAAGGAACUAAAUUCCCGAGAUGGAGCUUGGGAAAGAAUAUGUGGCGAAAGGGAUCCUUUCAUCCUGUGCAGUUUGAUGUGGUCUUGGGUGGAGCAGCUGAAGGAGCCUGUGAUAACCAAAGAGGACGUGGACAUGUUGGUUGACAGAUCUGCAGAUGCCGCAGAAGCACUGUUUUUAUUAGAGAAGGGCCAGCAACAGACUAUUCUUUGCGUGUUGCAUUGCAUAGUGAGCCUGCAGAUGAUUCCUGCCAACGUGGAGGAAGCCGUUCUUGCACGUGCCAUUAAAGCCUUCACUAAGGUUAAUUUUGAUUCUGAAAAUGGACCAAUAGUUUACAACACCCUGAAGAAAAUAUUUAAGCACACACUGGAAGAAAAAAGAAAAAUGACAAAAGACAGCCCUAAGCCUGGCAUUUAGUGAAGCUGACUUUCCCCUCGUGAAUAUUUCAGACCUGAAGAUCUAGAUGGCAUUUCUGCUCAUAGCUGAACAAGCUAAAAUGUGGAACUGCUUUGUCUCAUAGCACUUUAUUUCAGAUGCUCUUGGUUUGUGCUAAGAAUGCUUGUUCCUGUUUGGAGCAAUUAUUUAUUUUAAAAUAUCCUUGAGUUACAUUUUUGUGUUGAAAAAUUGCCAUAAAGUUGGUGCCACUUCUUUUAUUUAUUUAACUGGAUUAAUAUUGUAUUAAUAUUUUAAGAAUUAUGGUGUUUACAUCCUUGUUCUUUUUGACAUUUUGGAAAAAGUUUUAACUCUUCUUUCCAAAACAAUUAUCUUAUUGAUGGAACUCUUCCUAGAGUUUUUACCAAAUAGAUAAUUUUCGUAGUAAAACUUCACUGUGUCUAUUCCCCAAUACAUGACCUAAGGAAGUCACCAAGUGUCUUAAACUGUUUUAUAUUUGUUAAUAAGGCAAUUGACACAACAUUUUUAAAGGAUUUUUUAAUAUUUGUUUGAAUUUUUUUUUCUUUUUAUAAAUGUGGCAAAGGGUCUCAAAUGUAUUAUUUUUCAGAGUGAUUUAGUUUUACGUUAAAGGAUUGACAGUGCAGUGUUUGGGACUUACUACUGUAGGAAAUAGACUUGCUCUUUGUCAGGCUUCCAGACAACCUCACUGACCUCUGCUGUCACAGGCGGAAGGAGCAGUUCUCAACACAUCAGACCUUAUUCCCGCUCCCCUGGGCUGUUGCUGAGCUGAGCAGCAUCUUUACAGAGAAAGUGAGAUCAGUGACAGGCAGUAUGGGAAGCUGCAGGACUCCAGCAGAAAGAACUGUCUUACAGGGGCGGGCACCCUAGCCAUAGCCUCUCCCCAGAGGCAGUUCUGUUCAUGCCGAUGUUGUGAUAGCACGAGCACCAGCCCACACAUCCUAAAUCUAUCGUUCCAUAAACCCAGAUGCCUCAGGGCCCUGUCUUUGGCUGCUUUACUUCUAUGAGAAUUAAGACUUUUAAACUGAAUUUGACUCAACGUAGGUUGCAUUCAUUUGGAUAAGAGGAAGUAAUUGCUCAAACUAUUUUAGUUCCUUAUAAACCAAACUAUCAGCCAUUGAAGCCAUUAAAUAUUAUUUAAAUGAAUAUGUGGGGCACGAGAGGCCAAGCCACAGAACAGAUAGUAGUUUUUCCCAAUAAAAGUGAUAUUAAACCAAUUUCUAACUAAAGCUACUACUUAAUCUUAAAGACAGAAUUUCAGGGGAAGUAAGGCUAAUUUACAACAAAUGAAAUUUCUCCAACUUGUGCAUUUCUGAAUCAAACUCUAGCACAUCAAAAAUAUUUUAGUCAUUAUUGGUCUUACUGACUCUAGUG